Messenger RNA from Capsicum annuum, 1898 nucleotides. Its product is annotated as protein phosphatase 1 regulatory inhibitor subunit PPP1R7 homolog. Gene Ontology annotation, molecular function: protein binding. The record is from RefSeq and is a predicted model, not a curated record. NCBI's taxonomy places the organism in Eukaryota, Viridiplantae, Streptophyta, Magnoliopsida, Solanales, Solanaceae.
GAGCUAGUGCUUAGGGACAAUAAGCUGAAGAAAAUUCCCGAUGUUGCGAUAUUCAAGAAGCUUCUGGUACUUGAUGUUUCUUUCAAUGAGAUAUCAUCACUUAAUGGAUUGUCCAAGGUCUCCAGUACACUUAGAGAACUAUAUGUGUCUAAAAAUGAUGUCACCAAGAUGGAGGAGAUAGAGCACUUCCACGAGCUGCAAAUACUCGAACUUGGGUCCAAUAGAUUACGGGUUAUGGAGCUUCCGGAAAAUAUGAAAAACCUACAAGAGCUAUGGCUCGGUCGCAAUCGUAUUCGAACAGUUAAUUUGUGCGGUUUGAAAUGCAUUAAAAAGAUCAGCCUGCAGAGCAACCGUUUAACUUCCAUGAAUGGAUUUCAGGGAUGUGUUGCCCUUGAAGAAUUAUACUUGAGCCAUAAUGGUAUUGCGAAAAUGGAAGGUUUGUCUACCUUGGUAAACCUGCGGGUCUUAGAUGUAUCAGCAAAUAGGCUUACAGAAAUUAAUGACAUCGAGAACUUGACAAAAUUAGAAGAUUUGUGGCUUAAUGACAACAAUAUAGCAUCACUUGAAGGACUGGCAGAAGCUAUUGCUGGUGCUAGAGAGAAGCUAACAACCAUUUACCUUGAGCGAAAUCCCUGUAUUUAUCUCAUAAACAGGAUGCUGAAAGAUGAGACAAUAUUCAAGUCAUGAAUACACACGAACACACCAAUCGGUGCUGAUUGCUCUUUGAAUUAGAGACAUCCUGGUUGAAUGAUAUAACUACUUUAAUCACCUGAAAGCACAGAGGAGAUAUUAUUCUCCCUUGAAACCCCAAGAUGUUGAGAAAGUGUUAAAUCCCCUUGAGUUGACUUUUCUUAAUCAAUUAACAUACAAAGCUUUGAUUAUUACAUCGAAGUAUAGAAGCACAAUACUUAAAAAAGGAACACGUUGGAAGAUAUAAACAAUGGAGAUUUGGCAAGUAUACUCUAAACCCUAAGAAGUUGUGGGUGUUGGAACCUAAGAAUUUGUAAGGGCAUGUCAAACUCCAAGCUGAUAAAAGAUAGGUUAUGAAAGCUCUACACGUUCAGGAGAGCAUGAAAGAUUAUAUAAAAUCUGAACAUAGGGUGCAAGCCCUAAGCACUGGAAAAAGUCCAAAGAUAUGGAUCCUGGGCAUGGCAGCCAAAAUUAUGGAAGCAGCACUGGGAUGCCUGCUUGAUGAGUUUGAGGCACAAGAUUUCAGAAAGAAACAUUUUGUAAGGUUAUAGUCAAACAAGGUGAGACUGAACUUUUGAUGGCUGGAAGGGAUCUAUCUUUAAUUGCAGGGUGAACAACAGGAUAGAAAGGGUGGAUUCAUUGUCUGUGAGUUGGCUUUAUAUUUGAGUUGUAUGCCAAACUUCUAUUCGUUUGGAAAUUUCAGCGGCAUGAUGGACUUGGGCUCCUAGUGCUUUUGCAUUCUGGUAGAUGGCCAAAUUCAGGCGAAUGUGAGACUUCGCCUUGUGUCUAUGAAUUUAUGAAUCAAUCCUGGACUACACAAGAUGAGCUACUGGUUCUUACCUUGUAAAAGAAUCCUAGAAAGAUGGGUUUACAGAGAGUGGUGAAUUGAACUCGACCUCCUGGUUGAAAUGGAAUGCUCUGGCCACUGGAGCAACUUCACUUGUCUAGAGAUUAGAUACUUUUUUGUACUUUUUUUCCAGAAUCAAGGUAUAUUUGGAAUGUGUUUGGUAUUAUUUUUGGCACGUCAGAUGUAAGGUUGAACUUAAAUUUAAUGCUUGCCGGAGAUUUCUCAAUUUUUUUUGAUUAGUUAGAUCUUUUACGUCACAAAGGUAAAGGCUUAGUUCUCUGAUAACUUCCUAAUGUGUCGUAUUAUGGUUGCAGGCGCAAUCUCCGAACUACACAAGUACUUUGAGACACAUAUUCCCAAA